This is a messenger RNA of Lotus japonicus, 728 nucleotides long. RefSeq names its product peamaclein-like. The record is from RefSeq and is a predicted model, not a curated record. NCBI's taxonomy places the organism in Eukaryota, Viridiplantae, Streptophyta, Magnoliopsida, Fabales, Fabaceae. The coding region runs from base 174 to 458 and encodes 94 amino acids. The transcript has 2 exons.
CACUCCCAUGAAGCAUCCUAAACUAGAAUCUUUCACUGUCUCCUUUCUCUUUCUGCUCCAUUGAGAGCCACUCUAGUUAAUUGCUUGCCACACCUCCACACAUCACAAUUACAACUUCUCAUAGCUAGUUCUCUUCCCUCUGUUCUUCUCUAUCUCUACACUCAAAAAGCAAGAUGAAGCAAGGAUUUGCAGCUUUGCUACUUGUGUGCCUUGUCCUCAGUUCCUCUGUGUUUGAAGUGUCAAUGGCUGCUUCUGGUGUGGUUAAGGAAUCAGGUUUCUGUGGCUCCAAGUGUGCACAGAGGUGCUCUAAAGCUGGGAUGCAGGACAGAUGCAUUAGGUUCUGUGGGAUCUGCUGCGGCAAGUGCAAGUGUGUGCCAUCUGGGACUUAUGGGAACAAGCAUGAAUGCCCUUGCUACAGGGACAUGAAGAACUCCAAGGGCAAGCCCAAGUGCCCUUAAUUAAUUCUUCUCCAUGCCUUCAAACUUUAAAAAGCCUUUGAUUCCCCUGUUAUUGCCCUGCAUGUAUCUCCACCUUAUGAUUAAGCUUUCCUUUGUUAUUAUAUAUGUUUAUGUAUUAUAUAUAGAGAGUGGGGAAAAAGUUGUCAUAGUAGUAGAGGGUAUAUCAUGUGAAUGAGAAUAAAUUGGGUUCAUCUGUGCCCUUAAUUAUGAUGUAUCUGGACUAAUCAUGAUUAAUGAUUUGCUAAUAAAAGUAUGAUACUUUGUCUCUCA